This is a messenger RNA of Epinephelus moara (kelp grouper), 3162 nucleotides long. RefSeq names its product vasodilator stimulated phosphoprotein b (gene vaspb). Gene Ontology annotation, molecular function: profilin binding; SH3 domain binding. Gene Ontology annotation, biological process: neural tube closure; actin cytoskeleton organization; positive regulation of actin filament polymerization. The coding region runs from base 468 to 1724 and encodes 418 amino acids. NCBI's taxonomy places the organism in Eukaryota, Metazoa, Chordata, Actinopteri, Perciformes, Serranidae. The record is from RefSeq and is a predicted model, not a curated record. The transcript is spliced from 14 exons.
GCGGGUUGGGCCAGACACCAGUGAAUUUACACAGACCUACCGACUGACCGAGGGAGCGGAAAAAAAAAGUCUGGCGCAGACACACGGGUCCAAUCUCCAGGAACGGAGCGGUAAACCAUCGCAAAGUGUGUAAAGAGAAGUUCAGGUUUCGGUGUAGACCCGCUUCUCCUCGGCUUCACCUCUUUAUCUGGCAGAAACCAAUGUGGGAUAGUGAUUGGAGUUGACAAGCCCGCUCCACUACUGUAUCUCCUCUCCCCCUCCUCUCCCUCUCCAUACAACCAGGAAAUCGUCGAGGUGUGCUUUCUUUUUACCCGCUAGUUGCUACCCCGGUUUGCGGGUGUAGAUGCGCCUUUUUCCGCCGGCUUUCCUCGUUUUUUAUUUCACUAGUUUGACUUUGAAAGCCGGGCUUCAGCUCUGAAGUCAGCCAAACUUGCCGACGAGGAGAGGAUCUCCACUCUGGCCGAACAAUGAGUGAGUCGAGUAUUUGCCAGGCUCGGGCCACUGUGAUGAUCUAUGACGAUGGCAACAAGAAGUGGAUGCCGGCAGGGGCUGGACCCCAGUCCUUCAGCAGAGUCCAGAUCUAUCACAACCCCACCAACAAUGCCUUCAGGGUAGUGGGACGCAAGAUGCAGACAGACCAGCAGGUGGUUAUAAACUGUCCAAUCGUGAGAGGUCUUAAGUAUAAUCAGGCAACACCCAAUUUCCACCAGUGGCGAGAUGCCCGGCAGGUGUGGGGGCUCAACUUUGGCAGCAAGGAGGAUGCUACUCUAUUUGCCAAUGGCAUGGCUCACGCUCUGGAGGUGCUCAGCUCCAUGGCAGACGCAGGCUAUGCAACCCUCCCACGCCCGGUGACAAAUGGACCUACUCCAGAAGAGCUUGAACAACAGCGGAGGUUGGAGCAGCAGAGGCUGGAACAGCAGGAACGGGAGCGACAGGAGAGAGAAAGACAGGAGCGGGAGCGGCAGGAAAGAGAGCGACUGGAGAGAGAAAGACAAGCUGCUGCAGUCCCUAUUCCUCCAGCUCCGCCACUGGCCCCUGGAGGACCUGCUCCUCCACCGGCCCCUCCUCCACCCCCUGGUCCUCCCCCAAGUCUCGGCAUCCCUCCCCCGCCAGGACCACCUCCCUCAGGACCUCCGCCGGCCCCACCCCUGCCUGCUGCAGGAGGAGGUGGUGGCAGUGGAGGAGGAGGGGGACUAGCAGGAGGAGGCUUGGCAGCUGCCUUAGCAGGAGCUAAACUCCGCAAAGUAUCCAAGCAGGAGGAGGGAGGCUCUGCAGCUCCAAUAGGCAGAGCUGACUCCAGCCGCAGCAGCAACUCCUCUAUUGGAGGAGGAGGAGGAGAUUUGAUGGGUGAAAUGAGUGCCAUCUUAGCACGAAGGAGAAAAGCUGCAGACACUGGAGAGAAGCCACCUGCGAAGACACAAGAGAAUGAUGAUUCAGAGCCUCAAGGUCAAAGCGACACUCUGAGAAGACCUUGGGAGAAAUCGUCUAUGAUCAGGAAUAACUCCAUCCCCAAGAGCAUGGACUCCACCCCCUCAUUGUCCCAAGGUCACAGGCCGAAGCCUGCAGGUGGCAACAGCAACAGUAAUGAUGCAGGCGGAGCGGAUGACUCAGAUUUAGAGAAAAUGAAACAGGAGAUCCUGGAGGAGGUGCGAAAAGAACUACAAAAAGUCAAGGAUGAAAUUAUUGGAGCCUUUAUUCAGGAGCUACAAAAGAGAAGCACAUAGUUCUGCUGAGUGUCAGGUGUAACGGAGGGAUGCGAUAGAUGGAGGUGGUUGAGGACCGCUGGGACCUCUCCUCCACUGCGCCCUCCCAUGUAGCCCAGGGAUUUCUCUUUUUCUCCUACACAUUUUCUCCUUUCUCUCUCUCUUACACAGACACGCGUGAGCUUACUUGCUUACGUGUACAUCAUGCAUAUUCACUUCAUUUAAAUGGUAACCCAGGGAACCUCCUCACGUCGCCAUCCGGCACUUUUGAUGAUCACUCACUAAUAUUGCGGCAGUGAUCCCAUCUAUUCCAUCUCUCCCCCUGUUCAUUCAUCCCGUCCCCUUGUGUCCUCUAUGCGUUCUGUCCAUUUGAACCAAAUCAGAACACAUAGCUACAGCCACAGUUGCUCUUCCAAUAUGUCAUCAUGUACACUCAUCAUAACCCUCUUUUGUGCAGAAAUCCUGCUACUUGUGUCUUCUCCCUUCUGCUAUCAGAUGCACCAUUUACUGAUAGAGCAGUCUUCAGUAUUCAGGGACAAUGUAUUAGUCAUGUUUUUACUGUAAUAGCAAGAUGCUGGCAUGCUGGGAUCCGUUUUCUCUCCUUCUCAGUUGGCAAACAAUUGUUCAACCUCAAACACUGCUACAGAUAGUUCAGGUCAGACAUCUGGUAGUAGGUUAUUGUCUCUAAUGGUAGUUGGAGGUGGAAAAACAUUAAUCGAGGAUGGAUCAGAGAGCCCAGCUCCCUGACUACUGCAGGUUCUCUCCGUCAAGUGGACUUUCAGUUCCCAGCAAUGGCUAAGAACUAAAACAGCACAACACAAGCCUUCACUGCUGCAAGAUAGAGAAGUUUAACAGGAAGAGAAGACAAGCAAAGGGAAUCUGAUGGACAAGCUGAGUGCUGUGAAAGAGGAGUGUGUUGUAGUUUUAUGAUGAGUGAGAAGUCUUUUCUCUUUGCAUUGCACUUGUUCCAGAGGAAGUGUGUCUGUGUACUACACUGCCUUGACAGACUAUUCCCUCUCACUCAAAAUGAGAUAUUUGUUGGCCAGUGCAGUGGUCCUACACUGUGCUUCUGCUAGUUAUUUUCUUCCAUUCUAGCUAUGUUUUCUAACUUUGAAACAUGAAAAAUGGCCAUGAUGAGGUCAAUUAAUUUGGCCAUGACCAACUGCCUUGAGAAUAAAUAUAUAAAUAUAUAUAUAUAAGGAAAAAUAUAUAUUUGUUUUGAGGGAAAAUGUUAGCAAAAAAUGAAAUGGUGUUUCUAUUUUAAUUGAAAUGACUGGUGAAUGGGGAUUUUGUUUUCCUUUUUUCAAUGAUUGUUUUCUUAUGAAAUGUUAUUUUGGGUUUACUGUUUCUUUUUUCUAAUAGAGUCUAGGCUUUUUACACUGAAAUAUUAAGAAAACAGCUUAGAGACACUGGAUUAGAAAUGCCUUUAUAGUCGAAUACAGCUGCUUCUUGAAAUGCA